AUGACUAUCAACCCUACCUACCUGGCGCAGCGUUCGCGCUCCUCUGUCAACUGGGGCGAUGCGAAAUUCCGAGUCCUGAAGUCGUACCGUGAAUGGCUCCGUGCGUCCCCGGAGAUCCAGACCAUGUACUCCCUGGGCAUGCCCGUAUCCGCCAUCCGCACGAAGAUCCGCCAGGAAUUUGAGAAGCACCGCUACGUCAGCCAACUGCCUGUCGUUGAUGUGCUGCUGUUUCAGAGCCACGCCGAGUUCCAGGAAACGCUCAACUACUGGAAGCAGCUUUCUCAUGUUAUGAAGUACUUCCGCCCAGAAGAAGACCCUGGCGCGCGGCUACCCCGCAACUUCGUCUCUGGUUUCCUUGAGGGUCGCAAUUAA
Penicillium digitatum Pd1 is the source of this 372-nucleotide messenger RNA. RefSeq names its product NADH dehydrogenase [ubiquinone] 1 alpha subcomplex subunit 6. Gene Ontology annotation, biological process: response to oxidative stress. Lineage: Eukaryota; Fungi; Ascomycota; Eurotiomycetes; Eurotiales; Aspergillaceae. The record is from RefSeq and is a predicted model, not a curated record.